UGCCCCCGCCCCCGAGCGCCUCCCUCCCCGGAGCCGGGCCCCUGCCUCCCUCCGAGCGCGCUGCUGCUCGCGGCCGCUGCGGCCGCCGAAGAGGAGCCGGGGGCCAGUCUGUUUCCAGGUCUGGCUCGGGGCCGGCCAGCGGCGGCAGGAGAUGCCCGGGCGGCCAGCCGAGGCCCAUGUGGCGCGCUAGGGGGGACCCCGGCGUCCUGAAGGCCGAGGCGCUGGCCCUGCUGCCCUGCGGCCUGGGCAUGGCGUUCUCGCAGUCCCACGUGAUGGCCGCGCGGAGGCACCAGCACAGCCGGCUCAUCAUCGAGGUGGACGAGUACAGCUCCAACCCUACCCAGGCCUUCACCUUCUACAACAUCAACCAGGGCCGCUUCCAGCCGCCGCACGUGCAGAUGGUGGACCCAGUGCCCCACGAUGCCCCUAAGCCGCCUGGCUACACACGCUUUGUCUGCGUGUCCGACACCCACUCCAGGACGGACCCCAUCCAGAUGCCCUACGGCGACGUGCUGAUCCACGCCGGGGACUUCACGGAGCUGGGGCUCCCGAGCGAGGUGAAGAAGUUCAAUGAGUGGCUUGGCAGCCUACCCUACGAGUACAAAAUUGUGAUUGCCGGCAACCACGAGCUGACCUUCGACCAGGAGUUCAUGGCCGACCUCAUCAAGCAGGACUUCUACUACUUCCCAUCCGUGUCGAAGCUGAAGCCGGAGAACUAUGAGAAUGUGCAGUCUCUGCUCACCAGCUGCAUCUACCUGCAGGACUCGGAGGUCACCGUGCGCGGCUUCCGGGUCUACGGCUCGCCGUGGCAGCCCUGGUUCUAUGGCUGGGGCUUUAACCUCCCACGAGGCCAAGCGCUGCUUGAGAAAUGGAACCUCAUUCCCGAGGGCAUAGACGUCCUGAUAACCCAUGGACCGCCGCUGGGUUUUCUGGACUGGGUCCCCAAGAAGAUGCAGCGGGUGGGCUGCGUGGAGCUUCUUAACACAGUGCAGAGGCGUGUCCAGCCACGGCUGCAUGUCUUCGGCCACAUCCAUGAAGGGUAUGGUGUCAUGGCGGACGGGACGACCACUUAUGUGAAUGCAUCCGUGUGCACCGUCAACUACCAGCCUGUCAAUCCACCCAUAGUCAUCGACCUCCCCACACCCCGGAACUCCUGACUGCCUCUGCUGUCCCAGCCCUUCUGGUCCACGUUAGCUACAUAUGCCUGGCCGAGAGCACGGACCCCAGCCACCCUUCCUUCCAUGCAGACAACCUGUCUGGCAACGGGACCAGCCCAGCAGACAAGUCGAGGACUUGGAAUGAAGAAAAUCACUCCUGACUCUUCAGCCUUCUGUCACCCUGAGUUGGGACUCUGCAGGUCCCUGUCAGGGUUUCUUCACUCAUGACUGUUUUCUGUGUGUACAUUCUGUGCACCUUGUUAAAGGGCCGAACAAGUUCAUGACUCUGUGCUGCUUGGGAAAUGAAUGGAUCUUCAUCCUUCUGGGUAGGACACCCUCGUGGGUUUGGGAAGCUGCUGCUCUUGGACAGAUUUUGGAAGUUCUUGCACAAAAUCUCCCUCUAACUGAAGGUCUGUGUGGCUGCAAGCCCCAGGGGUGGAGGGUGGGUGGGAGGUUUCGGCGCCUGGCUGCAAAUGGCCUGCCCUUUCCUCUCUGGCUGGAGAGGAGACAGGCCUGCUUCACAGCUGCCAUCCUCUGAGGGAGUGUUCAGGGACAUCUCAGGAAUUCGGUGGCACCUGGCCAGGCCAACAAGUCGUUUGCCUUGCGUUGUUCCCGUUUUUCUCCUGUGGGCAUUUUGCUGACUUGAACAACGGCCUGCGCGUCCCAGGCACCACUCAGAGCCUGGAUUUGGGGGGUUGGUUCUACAGGAUGAGCCGUUUGAGUGCCCAGGACCUGCAGGAGGGUUCCCGAGUCAUGGAUGACCCCUGGAACUUGGGGGCUGUGCUGCUCUGUGGAAUUCAACCGCCUGGGGGCGUCCACAGGCCAAGGCAACCCUGCGACAUGUAUGUGCCCGUGUGGGUACACACACCCCUACCCCCUUAACUUGAUGAAGUGGAUCCCAUGUUUCUCAUUACUGUCCUCGAAUGGCCUCUUUCUCCCUUGGUGCGAUUUCUCUCGCGCCAUCUGGCAGCCGUCUGGGUGCCCAUAGCUGAAGGCAGCCGAAGGGCUCAUAGUCCUCACUGCCCAGGGCUGGUUGGCCCUGGUACAGGAGGGUGGUGGCGCGGGGGCCUCUCUUUCUCCCUUACAUUAGGACUGGGGCUUUGGGCCGAGUCUGAGGGAGGCGGCGGCGUGGGGCCUGGUUAGGGUGAGGUGGGGGUGAGGGGGGAAGGGUCAGCUUCUGUCCUUUUUAAAAUUUCUAUAUUUUGUUCAUCAUGGAUUUUUCUGCAUCAAUUUUGAUUUUUCAAACCAAAACAUUACAUUAAAAUAGUAUCCUUUCUCUUGAAUACUGAGUUUUUGGUUCCCCUUAACUUGUGCACCUGAGAGGUGGCCCUUGUCCCAGCCCUGGGACCAGCAUUUAAUGAGCCUUUUGCUGAUACAAUCUCAUUUCAUCUUCAGGCAGUCCUGCAAGGUGGGUACUGUUGCCCCAGUUUGGAGGUGAGGAGAUCGAGGUCAGAGAGGCGAGGAAGCUGGACCGAGGAUGCACAGCUCAGAAGGGGCAGAAGGAGGACUGGGGCCUUGUCUCUGGCUUCACGGCCCCUGCUUUGCCAGCCCCAGAGCUCCGCCCCUACGAGGCCAUGCACGGUCCAGAGCCUGCCUCCUGUCUCUAAGGGUCCUGUUCGGAGCCCGUCUGGUUCGUUUCUCACAGAGAGCCCCUGGAGCCCUGAGGGUUCCUCUUCCCUGAGCCCAGCACCCCGGUGUCUGGGGCUGCGAUUCCUUUCCUACUCAGAGUGGGGCUCCCCAUGGGGCAAGGAGCACUGCCCAGAGCACCCCAUGUUGGCCGAGCCAGCUUUGCUCUGUGGGGUGCAGGGCCUCAGGUGCCCUGUUGGGCCCAGGUGGUUCCUGGUGGCCGGAGAUGUCGACAAGGUCUCCGGGGAUGCCCCAGACGCAUGACGUUUGUGCCCGUGCGGGCCAGGGAAGCCACGAAGCCCUGGCAGUUUGCCUCUACUGAAUCUCUAUGUGGACCAAGAACAUAAACUUAGAAAAACUUUUUUCCUAAGGUAUCUUCAGAAUAUGGUGUAUUUUUAUGUGGAAAAGUUAUGAAGGCAGCUGUUACUUUAAAAGAAAAUUCAUUGAAAGUCCCGAGGUAUGAAAGAUGAUGGCGUGCUCCUCAAUCAUUUUGGCAUAACUUGAUUGUGGCUGUGAUUUUUUUGUCAAGCAU
Molecule: messenger RNA, 3315 nt
Organism: Manis javanica (Malayan pangolin)
Lineage: Eukaryota; Metazoa; Chordata; Mammalia; Pholidota; Manidae
Gene: MPPED1
Product: metallophosphoesterase domain containing 1
Molecular function (GO): hydrolase activity
Source: RefSeq, a predicted model, not a curated record